AUGUCGUAUGAAUUCGAAUCUACAUCUCCAAACACGAGCUUUGGUGACGAGUCAUCGUUCCAAUCACCCGCAUCAAACAUUGGCGGUGAGGCUGAGAUGAAGUUGGCGCUUCAACAGCUUCAGACCCAAGCUGAGUUCCAAAACCAAGUUUCUCUUCUGACUAGUCGCUGUUGGCACCUUUGCUAUACCGGUGCUCCUGGGGCCAAACUUGACGAUAAGCGAGCAAACUGUCUCAAAAACUGUGCAGAGCGCUACAUCGACGUUUCAGUGUUUCUCCGCAACCGGCUUCAACAAUUGAUUGCACGGUCCCAACAACAGUAG
Hydatigera taeniaeformis is the source of this 321-nucleotide messenger RNA. The record is from the annotation of a GenBank genome assembly. NCBI's taxonomy places the organism in Eukaryota, Metazoa, Platyhelminthes, Cestoda, Cyclophyllidea, Taeniidae.